CUGAAACUUUGGCAUCGAGGAAACGUCGUCUCAAAACGUUAGCUAGACCUAAUGCAACUUUAAUUUGAGUAUUUUUGCAACAAAAGUAACUGAAAUACAGGGUAAAGUUCAGUCUUCAGUCUGGUUUAACAGGAAACAAUUAGCUGUAUAUUUGCUGGCGGCAGCACACAUCACAAAGGGUCGUGUCGUGGUUUGUGGAGGAGCUAAGAUGAUGUUUGAAAAGCUCAGUUUUGCUUGUGAUAGACUCCUAUCACAUCGGCAGCUCGCAUGUUGUAACUCAUAUUGUGGCAUCCCACUGCAUGGGAAAGACAUGUUGAUUUACAGUAAUGUAGAUAUCCAGCAGAAGCCCCUGCUGCUGACUGGCCACCAUGGAGAGAUCAGUGCCAUGACUUUUGGAAAAGGAAGCAGACCUGUUCUCCUCUGCACUGCCUCUGCUGAUUAUAUCAUUGUAUGGGAUAUUGAUCUGUGCCAGAAGAGAGCGAUGGAGGGUAAAGUUGCAGCUGGAAUAGUUAUCGGGACUUUACUGGGUGAAGUUAUCCAUCUGUCCUUCUGUUUCUCUGAUGAACGAGUGGCUGCAUGCUCAGGAGCUACUGUAUAUAUUCUCUGCUCAAAGAGAAAGGAAGUUGUGUCUUCUUUGACUGGCCACCUGGGACCUUUAACAUCAGCAGAGUUUUGUCCCUGGAAUAAAGACAUUCUCAUCACCACAUCAGAGGACCGCACUUUUAAGGUGUGGGAUUUAAAAACUGGAGGUGUAUGCUACCACUCCUUUGUGCUUUCAGCCUCUCCACUGCUCAGUGCAUUCUUCUUGGAGGAGACCAGGCACUUCAUCACUGGCUCAGUUGAUGGACAGGUGUGGUGCUUUUCUCUCCACGAUGACCACAAGUGUCACCUGGUGACCAAAAUGGACCUUCAGAAGAUGGAAAAAAGACAUCAAAUGCACCAAGACACUGUGGGCCAUCAAGCAGAGGAUGCAGAUCAAUCAGCUGUAGAUAAAGUGGAGACUGAAAAACCUGUCUUCAAAAUGACUUUUUGUAGCUCACUUACUGACACCAAUAAUGAGCAGAUAAAGGACAACAGCUGGUUAUGUAUUGGAAGCUCAGAUGGCCUGUAUGUGGUGGAUCUGGCUACCUCAGAGCUCCUAACAGCACUAUAUUUCAAAGAUUACCCCAACCUGAGCAUCACAAUGGCUGGGUCGUGGUCAAUCUCUCCAAGACGGGAUAACUCUAUGGUAUUUUUAGUGAGCUCUUUGUUUACUCCUUGCGUGGUGCUGUUGGAGUUACAUCUUCGUGACCUUGGGAGGAUCUGGGCUUGUGGUGAAAGCUUUUCAGUGUUCCCGAGCUCUCCUCUGCUGCUUGAAUCUCCUCUGAAUGCUGAGUUAAAGAAGAAGGAACCCAGUCAUCCUAAAAAGAAAGGAGGAACAAAGGAGCAGCCUCUGGUUUUCCAUUCAAAAGUGAAAUCAUCUGGAUACACCAGUGCCCCACGAAGGAUAAUGUUUUCCCCCAAAACAAAUAUUCAGAAGAGUCAUUCCUCUAAAAAGGCUAACAAAACUACAGGUUUACUCAGAGAUUAUCCAGCAGACAGUGCAGCACCUACUGUUCCACAUGUUCAUCUCAGCGUUGCUAACAAAGCAGUCAACUGCCUUCAGUAUUCAGGUGAUGGAAAACAAAUCCUGUGUGGUCUGGGCGACAGCUCAGUGUUAUUGUACAAGUCCUCCCUUACUGGCAAUCCAGCUGUCUACACAGGUCAUGACAAGCCAGUGAGCAGUGUUAGCUGGAGCCUCAACAGACAGUGGUGGUUGAGUGCAUCAGAAGACCAGUCACUACGAGUCUGGGCUCAUGGCAGCACAGAGCCUGCCAUUAUCAUGGGUGACAGUUUGUUCUCCAAACCCAUAAGAGGUGCUCAGUUUUACUACCUCGACAAAUUUCUGCUUUUUGCAUCUGGACCCUCCCUGUACUUGUACCUGUAUAAUGUGGACAUCACACGCGAUGACAUCAAGAGAUAUCAGCAGCGGAGUGUCGUCAAAUUGGCGAGGUGCCUUACAACAACAUCACCAACCGACAUCACUGCCUUGUCUGCAGUCAAUGAUUUCUUCUCUUACAUUGUCCUGCUGUGUGGUUCAGAUCGAUCCAUUCAAGUGUUUGACAUGAACAAAAGUACAGUGUCCUCAGAGCUGCCUGAUGCCCACAGCAGAGCUGUCCACUGCAUUACACAGAACAAGGGCUCGAUGUUCAGCACACAGGCACCGGAGUCAUACAACCUCUUCCUCACCAGUGCAGUCACAGACGGUGUAAAGAUUUGGGAUCUCCGUACCCUUAGGUGUGUACGGCGUUAUGAGAACCAUCUAAAUCGCUGCCAUCCAUGCUCUUCAGCCAUCUCACCAUGUGGCCGGUUCAUUGCCUCGGGAUCUGAGGAUAACUGUGCCUAUGUGUAUGACAUCCGUAGCAGCAGUUACCUCCACAAACUUCAAAAACAGUCGGACACAGUGCUCAGUGUGACGUUCAACCCUGCCACACCAGAGCUGCUGACUGGGACCCUGGAUGGGAAGCUGAGACUGUUUGAGUCCAGCAGUGGGGCCCGUCUGUCUCAGGACACCAGUGCUGCUGUGCAUAGCGUCCUCAGCAUGACUGGGUAAUUACAGCAGGCUGCUGCAAAGACCAUGCAGGUUUUGUUAAAGCAGUUCCAACCCCCUGGCUAGGAUUUCACUUAGAAAGAAGAACACAAGGGUUUGUUUCUUGCUGUUAAAUGAAGAUCAAAAUUAGGUACGAGUUGAAAAAGUUGUAUAUGCUUCCACUUCUUUGCUUCCAUUUGUCAAAAGGAGCCACCCAUUUCAGCUCACUCAUCCUCCUGGAUGUCCAUCAUUAGACCACUUUUCUUUUGACUGGGAUCCAAAGGGUUGUCAGUGGUUUGAUUGAGUAUCUUUCAUCAGGUUCAUUUAACCACAUUAUCUUAAUGCAACAUUUACUUAAUUGCAAAUAAUCACAGCUAACUUUGUGGAAAACAAUUCUAUUAGCAGUUAUUCUCAUCCGUUCAUGCACAUACUGCGUGUUCAGGAUUCAGAUUUUGUUCUCUUACUGUAUGUGGAACAGAUGUAGACCUCUAUAUUACUGGCUGUGACCACUACUUAGCAGAUCAGCACACAAAGCAAUGACAUCAACUGGGUGCAACCACUUUGGCUGCCAGAGACACAGAUGCCACUACUGUUCAUACAGACACACCCGUCCACAUUGUUUGUGCUCUAUAGUUACUCUUCCCUGCCCCAGUCACAAUAAAAUGUCAGUUACACUGAACAGUAAUAGAAGAGAACAAAAGUACAGGACUCUGACUUUGUGAAAUGACAAAUUUACUGUAAAAGUGCAAAACUGUUACAUCCUGCUUAAAUGCAUGUAGUGUGUACUUCACAGUUCUACUUUAGGACCACUUCUGUUUUCUAUUUUUUUACUGAUCUCAUUAAUUCUUUCUGAUUGUCGCGUUUAAUUGUAUGCCAAAAACGUCAUUAUAUAUACACGUGGAAAACUUAAUUUAUCACAAAUUCAAGAAGCUUUGUGAUCUGACUUUAACAGUUUACAAACUUAGUUGUCAGCUAACAAACUCAAUAAAACAAAGUCUUACACAAUGGUCUUUGUUAUGAGACAGAACCACAAUUCCAAAUUGUCCAAAAUCCAGCUUUCUGGUUUUAGUUCAUAACAACAGUCAAUCUCUCCAGAAACUUGAUCAAAUUAAAUAUGUGGAUUUAUGGAUCAACUCUGGAAACUUCACAUUGAUAAUAUAAUAAAGACAGUUAAUUAUGGUAUUUGUGUUGUCAUUCCAGGCAUUGUUUCAAAUUUAAAGUCAGACAGAGAUUUACUUCACAACUUACAUUAUUGAUACUGACAUCAUUCACCAAAAUUCUCUUAAAACCGAACUCUCAUUGUCGUCUAUAAUAGUUUCAGAAGAUUUGUACAAGGAUGAACUGUUAUUCUUUUGUUUGUUUCUUCCUCUACUUUACCACAAUGCUUGAUGCACUCUAAUUUAUGAGCUUAUUUUCAAAUGCACUCAUUUUAAUGAUUGUUUGAAACAAUGCUUCAUCCCCUUUACUUCAAAUUACUCACUCCUUUGUCUCCUAUGAAAUCGAUUUGAAAAAACUUUUGUGUUGGGCUCUUUCUGAGUGGAAUCAUUCACCUGCACAUAUUCUUUCUCUUCAUGUGGCGAAUUUCAAUGUGUAAGUGUUUGGAAAACAAAUUGCAUUUGUUUUCAAUAAUGCUCUCAUGGGAUGAUGCAUCUCAGUGGAUUUAUCCUGAUAUAAUAGAUUUAACUGUUAUAAUACAAUAAAUUCACAGUCAUAGUUUCUGGAGACCCCUGGAGACUCUAUUAAUCUUAUUGUCUCAGUUUCAUAAGUGUAAUACCAAAGUUAAAAAAUAGUUAAAAGUUCCUGGGGAGUUUUCACUGGCAGAUACUUUCUUGAGAUUGGGUCAUAAUUCUCUUUUUUUUUCUUUACCAGAAAAACUCUUAUUAUCACCUACUGUGCUGCCUUUAUCACUGCCGACAUGUUAUAGGCCACAGCUAAGUCUUCAGAAAGGCUGUAGGAAAACUCACCCUAUCUGGAAUGGAAUGAAAUUUCAAGCGUCGCUCAUUCCUUCCAUUAGGAAAAGAUAUUGUACUUGACGCAUUAUCUGACGGUGACGCUGAUGAUAGAAUGAUAUAUCCUGAUAGGCUGCCUUGUCUUAACUCCCUCAGACGGACGUGAAUUUUCAGGAGACUGCUCAUUUCUGCCUUGUCCUCUGUCCAAUAUUCUGCAUUUAAUUUACUGUGUCUUUUUGGACUGUGUGCUUUAAUUGAUACCAAGACAGACUGCUUGUCAAGAUUGUUCUGUGUGCAGCACCAGCCUCAGCUAGGUCAGAUGAAAUAUAGCUUUUAAGUUACACAAUAUCAGCAGCCAGGUUUCCUAUCACAAAAACUGAUGUUAUACAUUAAAGAAAGCAGGACUAAGGCAGUAUGGGAUUUAUGGGGUGGUACCUAUUCUUUUGUCAUACAUCUUAUUGUGUGCGCGCGUGUGUGUGCUUUUUAUGCCACAAAGAUAGGUAUGUACUGGCAAGGAUGAGUGGGCUCUGUCACGGUGAGCUUUAGUGUUCCUACAAACAGUUGAGACUUUCUACUGGAACAAAACACAAUAAAUUAUCUUUGG
Molecule: messenger RNA, 5161 nt
Organism: Seriola aureovittata
Lineage: Eukaryota; Metazoa; Chordata; Actinopteri; Carangiformes; Carangidae
Gene: wdr27
Product: WD repeat domain 27
Exons: 24
Coding region: 209-2632 (807 amino acids)
Molecular function (GO): protein binding
Source: RefSeq, a predicted model, not a curated record